AUGCACGCGCUUUGCUACUGCAUCGCCUCCCGCAACAUAACCGAGUCUGAACAGCUGCAGCAAAUGUGUCAAAUUUCGUACAAGUUCGUGCUACCAGUGCUGUUGGGUUUGACGGCCCUCACUAACACCCUCAAUGUUUUGGUGCUGUUGCGACCUCGACCCACCACUCCCCCACAACUGAAUCGAACCCCUGCUCGCACCUACCUCCUCUGGCUGGGCCUCUCCCACUGCGCCAUCUGCGGCCUGGUGCUGGUGGCUCUAUCCCUCAAAAAGCGGUGGGGCCUCCCCUAUGCCUGGGCCUUCUAUCUAGCGCACAUCGAGGGGCCCCUCUACGGACUCUUCAAUUGCAGCUGUGCUUACAUCGUCAUGGGACUCUCGAUGGAGCGUUAUCGCGCCGUGGGUCAGCCACACCAGUACUCGUCCGCGGAAGGCUCAGGACCAAGAUUAAUAAAAAUACUCCUAGCCUACGUCCUCCCAGCCGUCUUCUAUCUACCCAAGUGUUUCUCACAAGCGGCGGAGUACAAUGAGCAGCAGCAAGGAUGGCGCGUCGCUCAAGGCGUCAUCUUCGACACUGUGGCCUGGAGGACUGUCAUCCCGGCACUGCAUGUAGGCAGGCAGGCACGGUAG
Messenger RNA from Eriocheir sinensis (Chinese mitten crab), 627 nucleotides. Its product is annotated as probable G-protein coupled receptor B0563.6. Gene Ontology annotation, biological process: G protein-coupled receptor signaling pathway. Gene Ontology annotation, molecular function: G protein-coupled receptor activity. The transcript is spliced from 2 exons. The record is from RefSeq and is a predicted model, not a curated record. The coding region runs from base 1 to 627 and encodes 208 amino acids. NCBI's taxonomy places the organism in Eukaryota, Metazoa, Arthropoda, Malacostraca, Decapoda, Varunidae. Gene Ontology annotation, cellular component: membrane.